CACUGGGCCACAUUACGUCCACCGCCCCACCCACCGGCUGAUCGGUGACCUCAAAUCUAAGAGGAAUACUGCAGGCGACUAAAAUAGGUUGAUGGCGUCUCUAGAUGGUGCCCCGCAUAGUAUAAGUAUAGGACCACCAACCACAGCGCCAAGCAACGCUCUAUCUACCUACCCUGCUAAGCAUGUCUACUGUGAACAAUGACAGGAGUGACACCCUGCACAUUGGCAAGAGUCGCAAGAAGCUCUCACAGCGACUCUACCGUUCAACCGAGGCAGAAGACUUUGAACAAUUGCGACAGAUCAUCCAAGAAAUAACUAGAGAGAGUCCCCCCACAAGACACGAUGUUCUGAUCAAAGCUAUUGAGAUCAUCAGGCACCUUGAUAGAGAGUACCGCGCUCUUCUUGCAGAACAUGUUGCGGCUUUGACCUCUACUUGUUCCCUUGGCUCCUCCACGCAACACUCUGCUUUCUAUCCUGCAGCUGAGAGCUGGUCAGGAAACCAUGGCGUACAAACGAUGCCGAUGCACCCACAUAUGCUGUCUUCUGAAUCGUCAAACAACAUCGCAUACAGCACGUAUGAUGGUCAAAGCAUGGGUGCCAUCCAUAAUUACUACGUUUUACCUACCAAUCAUUGACAUCGCUAUCUUUCCUUACAGUACCUAAUAGAUCUGAUAGACAAAAAUGUAGACACUGCGGCUCGGUGGCAAGUACCAUCAC
Molecule: messenger RNA, 717 nt
Organism: Suillus subalutaceus
Lineage: Eukaryota; Fungi; Basidiomycota; Agaricomycetes; Boletales; Suillaceae
Exons: 3
Coding region: 183-635 (150 amino acids)
Molecular function (GO): protein dimerization activity
Source: RefSeq, a predicted model, not a curated record